ACAAAAAACACACACACACACAUAUACAUUGAUCAAGCAAAACAAUGAAUUCUUUCUUGUGCUUUUUGCUUAUCAUUGCAUUGUGUCUUGGAUCGAGCAACGCGGUCUGGGAAAAAAACACUGUACAUUUCAAAAAUUCUCUUGGUCCACAAAACAUUCUCAAAAUUCAUUGUGUGUCGGACGAAGACAACCUAGGCUUUCAUUUCUUAAGCCCUGGACAAACCUAUGAUUUUAGUUUUCGUGAUAGUUAUUUGAAAACAAAAUUUACUUGUGACUUGAGGCAGGGUCCUGAUUUCAGAUUUCAUGCAUCGUUUACGGCAUAUGAAGGUAAAGUUAUCAUUGUUCGUUAUGGUAUAAAUGUUUUUUGGGAUGCUAGAGAAGAAGGAAUAUACCGUGCAGAGGGUAAAGAAGCGCCCAAACUAUUGAUCAGUUGGGCCCUCUAGAAAUAUUUAUCCCUCAAAUGAA
This is a messenger RNA of Camelina sativa (false flax), 465 nucleotides long. NCBI's taxonomy places the organism in Eukaryota, Viridiplantae, Streptophyta, Magnoliopsida, Brassicales, Brassicaceae. The record is from RefSeq and is a predicted model, not a curated record.